This is a messenger RNA of Pseudophryne corroboree (corroboree frog), 2248 nucleotides long. RefSeq names its product EOLA-like protein. The transcript is spliced from 3 exons. The record is from RefSeq and is a predicted model, not a curated record. NCBI's taxonomy places the organism in Eukaryota, Metazoa, Chordata, Amphibia, Anura, Myobatrachidae. Bases 503 to 967 code for a protein of 154 amino acids.
GAAAGGAGUUGUGUGUGAAAGGCUUUGCCAGUCAGUAAAAAAAUGGACGACUUUUGUCUGUCUUUUUGCUGUCCGGACAAAACCUGAGUGUGUGAAACAGCCCUAUCUAUGGCUCCGACCAGUGGAUGGUUCCUGUGAGGCGGCUGGGCGCUGGGAGCUGCUGUCAGUGUCUGUCACUGCUGCGUGCAGUACUGCCGGGUGCCACUAGAUGCCGCCAUCUCUAUUUGUGCUGUCCCAUCUGCCAAUAGUUGGCACUUCUGAAAACAAACUGAAAGCUGAGCUAAGGGAAAGCAUGCAGGUAAUACAGGCGGGAGCAUGCAGCAUGGGGGAGAGACUCCACUGUGCAGCUCUGUAAGAUUCUCAUGAGGAUCAAUAGCUGGGAUUCUACAGAGGAAGCAGUGAAGCUGAGCGAUGGAUAACUGUGACCUGCAAGCAGUGGCAGCUGUGGACAAAUGACACAUAACCAGAUACACAGUGACUGCAGCAAGCUAUUGCCGGAGCCAUGCGCGUCGGGUGCCUGUCCUUCCGCCAGCCCUAUGCCGGCCUAAUCCUGAAUGGGGUGAAAACCGUGGAAACGCGUUGGCGCCCUCUGCUGGCUGAUCACAGGAACAGCACCAUUGCUGUACAUAUUGCAGUGCAGGACUGGGAGGGACAGGACUGGAGAGAUAUUCUUCAGAAAAGAUUUGGAAAGUCAGCUGAGCAGGUGCAGCAGCUAAUAGAACAAGGAGAACGGUUUGGCAGGGGAGUCAUUGCAGGUCUCAUCGACAUUGGCGAUACAUGGCAAUGUAUGGAUGAAGUGUCUGCUGAGGAAACCCAACAACUUGAAGACAGAGCACUGCUGACAGGGCUCCAAGGCAAAUACCUCACUGUCGUUUCCAAUGCCAGGUGGUUAUUGGAACCAAUCCCUGCGAGAGGUGCAAGAGACAUUUGGGAAAUAACUAUACCAGAUGAAUUCAUUCCUUUUUAACUUCAUGUCAAGAUGUGCGGUCCUCUGUCUUACCAUAACUGGUAUUUUUGGGCAGAGCAUCGAACUUGUUGCAAUGUGUAUUCAAUCUGUCGAAAACUGGCAACAAUUAUUAUUAUGACAUUUUGUUUAUAAAAGUGUUUUGCAGCGCCGUACAAAGGACAGUACAGGGAGACAAAACUUAGCAUUACAGUAAAUAAAUAACAAAAAUAGAGUACAGGUAACAAAGAGCACCACAAUUCUCAAAACAUAAUACAGCUAAGAUGUAAGUAGCGAGGGAGUGAUCAUCGUACUACUUGGCGCUGGCGGCCAUAGAUAGAGAUGAGCCUUUACCAGCAGGAGAAAAAGCGGGUAAAGAUGGUCGCUGAGUAGGAGAGAGCUGUGAGUGAAAUGUGCCGAGAAGAGGGCUUUGACAACAAGAGGAAAGAGGGCCCUGCUCUGAAGAGCUAACAAUCUAGUGAUAAAUCAAUAUCUGUAUUUUCUCUUUGGGAAUACUUAUGUUGUACCAGCAGGUUGGAUGCCGGCUGUCACUAUACCGACAUCGGCAUCCCGUCUGUCGCAAUCCCAGGAGCGAGUCCCCUCAUGGGCUCACUGCGCUCGCCGCGCUUCGGGCCUCGUUAUAUUCCCACUCGUUGGUGGCAUGGACCCACCAACCAAGUGGGAAUAUAACCUGUGUUGUUUGGGAUUCCGACCGUUGGCAUUUCACCUGCUGUCAGGAUCCCAACAACGCAUAUAUUAAGUGCAUCCCUUAUAUUUGUACUCCUUAGAAUUUGGGAAUCAUACACGGUGCGGGCUCAGUUGUCUUCUCAUGCAGACUUCAAAGGAUUCCAGCUUUCCACCUUAAAACCAAAAUGUAAUCUUGAGUAUAUGACCCUUAUGACACUGGAAGACCACUCACUGCCGGACGCUGUGACUGCAGGGACGCUGUGAUGGUGUCCGGCAGUGAGUUUUGUUCCACUGUACAAAUAUAAUAUUGAUUUUUGGCCUGUGUGGUGUAUGGUACAAUCUUUGGAGUGUUUAUUACACUGGGGUGCUACAUACGGCUCUGGUUUAGGAGCUAGCACUUCUCUUGCAUGCAAGCACAAAACCCAUUGAAUAUCUGGGAGCUGAAGAAACGGCUAGAAGUUUGAAUCUCUCACCAUUCUGUUACGCAUUUACCAUGAAGGAUUUAAUGCUUUAACACUGAAGGCGUGGCGUUAUACAAUGUUUGGCUAUGUAUGUAUUUGUAUAUAUGUAUAUGUAGAUAUAUCUACAUAGUAUAAAAUAAAGUCCCUGGUAGCUGUC